This is a messenger RNA of Lodderomyces pseudojiufengensis, 2055 nucleotides long. RefSeq names its product Ptr3p (gene PTR3). The record is from RefSeq and is a predicted model, not a curated record. Lineage: Eukaryota; Fungi; Ascomycota; Pichiomycetes; Serinales; Debaryomycetaceae. The transcript has a single exon. Gene Ontology annotation, molecular function: protein binding. The coding region runs from base 1 to 2055 and encodes 684 amino acids.
AUGGAUAAAUCAAAUCUAGAGAAUUUAUUAAGAUUCCCAGGAUAUAAUAAAAUUAUUAAUGAUGCGUCAGUAUUAUCAUGUGGUUGUUUAACAUCAGAAUCAAUUUUUUUAAAUGAAAAUUUAGUCAAGUGUCCUAAUUGUCAACAAACAAAUGUUUCAAUUAUAUCUAAUAUUAAACCAUUAAGAGAAUUAUAUCAUAUUUUAAAUGACAAGCGAAGACGAUCUUCUUCAAGAAAAAGUUUUAAAGGUAUUGAAGAAUCAUCAUCUCAUUAUAAUAUAAAUGAAUCUAUGGAUUUAUUAACUUUGUUUCAUAAAUUUGCAAAAGAAGAACAAAUUGAACAAUCAAAAUCAAAUGUACAACCAAUAAAUAUAAUUGAUCAAAAAAAUCAAAAUCAAAAUCAAACUCAAAAUCAAAAUCAAAGAGAAACUUCAAUUACUUCAUCAUUUCCAAGUUCACCAUCUACAAAUUCAGCUUCUGUUUCUCCUCAAAAUUAUAGAAAUUAUGCUACUGAAUCAUUAAAACAUAAUAGUAAUGUUAGAUUUGAAACACUACUAGAAAAUGUUAGUGAAAGAAAAGAAUAUAAUUUUAGUAAAUGUUUCCCAUUUCAUAGAAAAUUAGUUACUUUCCAAACUCAACAAAUGAAAUUAAAUUUAGGUCCUUUAAAAUUAGGUUCAUCAGGUAUAAAAAAAGCUAUAAGUUUAUCAAUACAUACUUAUAUAGAUUUUCAAAAAGGCUUGGAAAUUACUAGGUUUGUAUUAGUUAGUGAAAAAAGAUGGGAAUUAUAUGAAUAUGUAUUACCUUUAAAAGAUACAGAUAUAUCACAAAUAAAACCAAAAUUAAUAUGUAGUGGUAAAUCAUCAGGAGAAUAUGGUGAAUCAAGUACAAAUAUGAAUCAAUUGAAAAUUCCAGGAGAUAAUGAAAUUUUAAAAAGAAAUGAUUUUGGUAAUAAAUCAGAAGAUAAAAAUUCAAUUACUGAAUUAAAAAAAAGAUUAUCUACUUGGGAUCAAAUGUAUUCUCAAUUAACUAAAAAUUUUUUGGUUAUAUCUGGUACAAAGGGAGUAAUGAGAGUUUUUAAUAUUGAUAAUAAUUCAAAAUAUCAAAUGGGUGAACCAUUAUAUACAUAUUUAACUGAUUUUCCAAUAAGAUGUUUAGCAAUAUCACCAAAUGAAAAAUUAAUAGCUUGUGCUAUAACAGCAAGAGAAAAAAUUUCAGAUAAAGAACAACCAUUUAUUGCAUUACAUAAAAUUGAAAUAUUUGAAGAUUUUUCUAUAAAAUCAAUUGAACCAAUAAUGAUUACAAUUCCUUAUCGAGAUCCUAUAAAAAUUUUAAAUUUUAAUGCUACUUCAAAUCAUUUAAUUUGUGGAACUGUUUGGGAAUCAAGAUAUGUUAUUAUAAAAUUACAAAAUUUAGAAAAACCUAAAUUAGUAUAUACAGAUGUUCCUUACAAAAAAGAUGAAACAGUUUCAGAUAGAAGAGCAGAUGAUGAAUUAAUGAUGACAAAUGAAGGUAUAACUGAUUUACAAUUUGGUAAUAUAAAUACAAAUACAAUAUUAGUAACUUCAUGUUAUGUAUAUAAUAGACCUGCAUUAUUGUUUAGAUUAGAUGGAACACAAAUAGAUUCAACAAGAUCAGGUAUUGAUGAUUAUAGUAAUAAAUCUUUUACAAGUAAUGAUAAAGAUGAUGAAAAUUAUUCAAGAAUUAAAACAGUUGAAUUAAUUAUGAAAAUUCCAGAAAUUGGUUCAUCAUUACAUAGAGCAGCAAUAUCUCCAAGAGGUGAUGGUAUAGUAUAUUUAGAUAAAGAUGGUAGAUUAUUUUUAGUUUCUGCAACAAAUUUUAAUUCAAGAUCAAAUUCUUCAAAUAAAAAAACUAUUGUACAACUUGGUGAUGUUUCAAAUUCUGAAAGAUUUACAGAAUCUGCUGCUGUUAAAUUUCUGGCUGAUGGGUCUAAAAUAUUUACAGUUGAUAGAAAGGGAGUUUUUCAAAUAUUUGAUUUUACAAAAGGUAUACCUGGUGAAGAUUUAGACGUUGUUAAAUGUAAAAUCAUAAGUUUAUAG